Caenorhabditis elegans is the source of this 7914-nucleotide messenger RNA. RefSeq names its product Tandem-repeating region of mucin epiglycanin-like domain-containing protein (gene ZC178.2). The record is from RefSeq and is marked reviewed. The transcript has 5 exons. Lineage: Eukaryota; Metazoa; Nematoda; Chromadorea; Rhabditida; Rhabditidae. Bases 1 to 7914 code for a protein of 2637 amino acids.
AUGUUCAGAGUGCGAUUAUCCUACGUUUUCUUUAUAUUUCUUGUAUUUUUCACUUUGAAAACGAACGGAUGUCGACCACCUCUUCCUUGUAAAGAUGGUAUAUGCAUUACUUCAACCGAAGUGAGCAGUACAACUACUUCAAAACCUCCACUAUAUUUCACUGAAACGUCAGAAGGUACAUCCACUAUGACAGUUCCAAACGAUUCAACUACAGAAGGCCCAUCGUCUACAGUCACAAAUUCUGCAAGUAGUGAGACUCCAUGUAAUUCUGAAACACAAACGUCUGAUGGAACAUCCCCUAUGACAGUUUCAAGCGAUUCAACUACAGCAGGCCCAUCGUCUACAGCCACAAAUUCUGCAAGUAGUGAGACUCCAUGUAAUUCUGAAACACAAACGUCUGAUGGAACAUCCACUAUGACAGUUCCAAACGAUUCAACUACAGCAGGCCCAUCGUCUACAGUCACAAAUUCUGCAAGUAGUGAGACUCCAUGUAAUUCUGAAACACAAACGUCUGAUGGAACAUCCACUAUGACAGUUCCAAACGAUUCAACUACAGCAGGCCCAUCGUCUACAGUCACAAAUUCUGAAAGUAGUGAGACUCCAUGUAAUUCUGAAACACAAACGUCUGAUGGAACAUCCACUAUGACAGUUCCAAACGAUUCAACUACAGCAGGCCCAUCGUCUACAGCCACAAAUUCUGCAAGUAGUGAGACUCCAUGUAAUUCUGAAACACAAACGUCUGAUGGAACAUCCACUAUGACAGUUCCAAACGAUUCAACUACAGCAGGCCCAUCGUCUACAGCCACAAAUUCUGCAAGUAGUGAGACUCCAUGUAAUUCUGAAACACAGACGUCUGAUGGAACAUCCACUAUGACAGUUCCAAACGAUUCAACUACAGCAGGCCCAUCGUCUACAGCCACAAAUUCUGCAAGUAGUGAGACUCCAUGUAAUUCUGAAACACAGACGUCUGAUGGAACAUCCACUAUGACAGUUCCAAACGAUUCAACUACAGCAGGCCCAUCGUCUACAGCCACAAAUUCUGCAAGUAGUGAGACUCCAUGUAAUUCUGAAACACAGACGUCUGAUGGAACAUCCACUAUGACAGUUCCAAACGAUUCAACUACAGCAGGCCCAUCGUCUACAGCCACAAAUUCUGCAAGUAGUGAGACUCCAUGUAAUUCUGAAACACAAACGUCUGAUGGAACAUCCACUAUGACAGUUCCAAACGAUUCAACUACAGCAGGCCCAUCGUCUACAGCCACAAAUUCUGCAAGUAGUGAGACUCCAUGUAAUUCUGAAACACAAACGUCUGAUGGAACAUCCACUAUGACAGUUCCAAACGAUUCAACUACAGCAGGCCCAUCGUCUACAGCCACAAAUUCUGCAAGUAGUGAGACUCCAUGUAAUUCUGAAACACAGACGUCUGAUGGAACAUCCACUAUGACAGUUCCAAACGAUUCAACUACAGCAGGCCCAUCGUCUACAGUCACAAAUUCUGCAAGUAGUGAGACUCCAUGUAAUUCUGAAACACAAACGUCUGAUGGAACAUCCACUAUGACAGUUUCAAGCGAUUCAACUACACCAGGCCCAUCGUCUACAGCCACAAAUUCUGCAAGUAGUGAGACUCCAUGUAAUUCUGAAACACAAACGUCUGAUGGAACAUUCACUAUGACAGUUUCAAGCGAUUCAACUACAGCAGGCCCAUCGUCUACAGUCACAAAUUCUGCAAGUAGUGAGACUCCAUGUAAUUCUGAAACACAAACGUCUGAUGGAACAUCCACUAUGACAGUUUCAAGCGAUUCAACUACACCAGGCCCAUCGUCUACAGCCACAAAUUCUGCAAGUAGUGAGACUCCAUGUAAUUCUGAAACACAGACGUCUGAUGGAACAUCCACUAUGACAGUUCCAAACGAUUCAACUACAGCAGGCCCAUCGUCUACAGCCACAAAUUCUGCAAGUAGUGAGACUCCAUGUAAUUCUGAAACACAGACGUCUGAUGGAACAUCCACUAUGACAGUUCCAAACGAUUCAACUACAGCAGGCCCAUCGUCUACAGUCACAAAUUCUGCAAGUAGUGAGACUCCAUGUAAUUCUGAAACACAAACGUCUGAUGGAACAUCCACUAUGACAGUUUCAAGCGAUUCAACUACAGCAGGCCCAUCGUCUACAGCCACAAAUUCUGCAAGUAGUGAGACUCCAUGUAAUUCUGAAACACAAACGUCUGAUGGAACAUCCACUAUGACAGUUUCAAGCGAUUCAACUACAGCAGGCCCAUCGUCUACAGCCACAAAUUCUGCAAGUAGUGAGACUCCAUGUAAUUCUGAAACACAAACGUCUGAUGGAACAUCCACUAUGACAGUUUCAAGCGAUUCAACUACAGCAGGCCCAUCGUCUACAGCCACAAAUUCUGCAAGUAGUGAGACUCCAUGUAAUUCUGAAACACAGACGUCUGAUGGAACAUUCACUAUGACAGUUCCAAACGAUUCAACUACAGCAGGCCCAUCGUCUACAGUCACAAAUUCUGCAAGUAGUGAGACUCCAUGUAAUUCUGAAACACAAACGUCUGAUGGAACAUCCACUAUGACAGUUUCAAACGAUUCAACUACAGCAGGCCCAUCGUCUACAGCCACAAAUUCUGCAAGUAGUGAGACUCCAUGUAAUUCUGAAACACAGACGUCUGAUGGAACAUUCACUAUGACAGUUCCAAACGAUUCAACUACAGCAGGCCCAUCGUCUACAGCCACAAAUUCUGCAAGUAGUGAGACUCCAUGUAAUUCUGAAACACAAACGUCUGAUGGAACAUCCACUAUGACAGUUCCAAACGAUUCAACUACAGCAGGCCCAUCGUCUACAGCCACAAAUUCUGCAAGUAGUGAGACUCCAUGUAAUUCUGAAACACAGACGUCUGAUGGAACAUCCACUAUGACAGUUCCAAACGAUUCAACUACAGCAGGCCCAUCGUCUACAGCCACAAAUUCUGCAAGUAGUGAGACUCCAUGUAAUUCUGAAACACAGACGUCUGAUGGAACAUCCACUAUGACAGUUCCAAACGAUUCAACUACAGCAGGCCCAUCGUCUACAGCCACAAAUUCUGCAAGUAGUGAGACUCCAUGUAAUUCUGAAACACAAACGUCUGAUGGAACAUCCACUAUGACAGUUCCAAACGAUUCAACUACAGCAGGCCCAUCGUCUACAGCCACAAAUUCUGCAAGUAGUGAGACUCCAUGUAAUUCUGAAACACAGACGUCUGAUGGAACAUCCACUAUGACAGUUCCAAACGAUUCAACUACAGCAGGCCCAUCGUCUACAGUCACAAAUUCUGCAAGUAGUGAGACUCCAUGUAAUUCUGAAACACAAACGUCUGAUGGAACAUCCACUAUGACAGUUUCAAGCGAUUCAACUACACCAGGCCCAUCGUCUACAGCCACAAAUUCUGCAAGUUGUGAGACUCAUUCGUCUACAGUCACAAAUUCUGCAAGUAGUGAGACUCCAUGUAAUUCUGAAACACAAACGUCUGAUGGAACAUUCACUAUGACAGUUUCAAGCGAUUCAACUACAGCAGGCCCAUCGUCUACAGCCACAAAUUCUGCAAGUAGUGAGACUCCAUGUAAUUCUGAAACACAAACGUCUGAUGGAACAUCCACUAUGACAGUUCCAAACGAUUCAACUACAGCAGGCCCAUCGUCUACAGUCACAAAUUCUGCAAGUAGUGAGACUCCAUGUAAUUCUGAAACACAAACGUCUGAUGGAACAUUCACUAUGACAGUUUCAAGCGAUUCAACUACAGCAGGCCCAUCGUCUACAGUCACAAAUUCUGCAAGUAGUGAGACUCCAUGUAAUUCUGAAACACAAACGUCUGAUGGAACAUUCACUAUGACAGUUUCAAGCGAUUCAACUACAGCAGGCCCAUCGUCUACAGUCACAAAUUCUGCAAGUAGUGAGACUCCAUGUAAUUCUGAAACACAGACGUCUGAUGGAACAUCCACUAUGACAGUUCCAAACGAUUCAACUACAGCAGGCCCAUCGUCUACAGUCACAAAUUCUGCAAGUAGUGAGACUCCAUGUAAUUCUGAAACACAGACGUCUGAUGGAACAUCCACUAUGACAGUUUCAAGCGAUUCAACUACAGCAGGCCCAUCGUCUACAGUCACAAAUUCUGCAAGUAGUGAGACUCCAUGUAAUUCUGAAACACAAACGUCUGAUGGAACAUCCACUAUGACAGUUUCAAGCGAUUCAACUACAGCAGGUCAAUCGUCUACAGCCACAAAUUCUGCAAGUAGUGAGACUCCAUGUAAUUCUGAAACACAGACGUCUGAUGGAACAUCCACUAUGACAGUUUCAAGCGAUUCAACUACAGCAGGCCCAUCGUCUACAGUCACAAAUUCUGCAAGUAGUGAGACUCCAUGUAAUUCUGAAACACAAACGUCUGAUGGAACAUCCACUAUGACAGUUUCAAGCGAUUCAACUACAGCAGGUCAAUCGUCUACAGCCACAAAUUCUGCAAGUAGUGAGACUCCAUGUAAUUCUGAAACACAAACGUCUGAUAAAACAUCCACGAUGACAUUUCCAAGCGAAUCCACUACAGCAGUUUCAACGUCUUCAGCUGCAAACAAUACAACCAAACAUUCGGGAGGCUGCCACAUUCCAACACGACAUCACUCUACAACCACAAGAGUUCCCAAUCCAGUCACCACUCCAAUUGUAUCGACAACUGGCAUAACGAGCUCAACUGAAUCCAGCUCCUCAAGCAACACUCCAAUUGUGUAUUCAACCGACAUAACGAGCUCAACUGAAUCCAGCUCCUCAAGCACCACUCCAAUUGUGUCUUCAACCGACAUAACGAGCUCAACUGAAUCCAGCUCCUCAAGCAACACUCCAAUUGUGUAUUCAACCGACAUAACGAGCUCAACUGAAUCCAGCUCCUCAAGCACCACUCCAAUUGUGUCUUCAACCGACAUAACGAGCUCAACUGAAUUCAGCUCCUCAAGCACCACCCCAAUUGUGUCUUCAACCGACAUAACGAGCUCAACUGAAUUCAGCUCCUCAAGCACCACUCCAAUUGUGUCUUCAACCGACAUAACGAGCUCAACUGAAUCCAGCUCCUCAAGCACCACUCCAAUUGUGUCUUCAACCGACAUAACGAGCUCAACUGAAUCCAGCUCUUCAAGCACCACUCCAAUUAUGUCUUCAACCGACAUAACGAGCUCAACUGAAUCCAGCUCUUCAAGCACCACUCCAAUUAUGUCUUCAACCGACAUAACGAGCUCAACUGAAUCCAGCUUCUCACGCACCACUCCAAUUGUGUCUUCAACCGACAUAACGAGCUCAACUGAAUCCAGCUUCUCAAGCACCACCCCAAUUGUGUCUUCAACCGACAUAACGAGCUCAACUGAAUUCAGCUCCUCAAGCACCACUCCAAUUGUGUCUUCAACCGACAUAACGAGCUCAACUGAAUCCAGCUUCUCACGCACCACUCCAAUUGUGUCUUCAACCGACAUAACGAGCUCAACUGAAUCCAGCUUCUCACGCACCACUCCAAUUGUGUCUUCAACCGACAUAACGAGCUCAACUGAAUCCAGCUCCUCAAGCACCACUCCAAUUGUGUCUUCAACCGACCUAACGAGCUCAACUGAAUCCAGCUCUUCAAGCACCACUCCAAUUAUGUCUUCAACCGACAUAACGAGCUCAACUGAAUCCAGCUUCUCACGCACCACUCCAAUUGUGUCUUCAACCGACAUAACGAGCUCAACUGAAUCCAGCUUCUCACGCACCACUCCAAUUGUGUCUUCAACCGACAUAACGAGCUCAACUGAAUUCAGCUCCUCAAGCGCCACUCCAAUUGUGUCUUCAACCGACAUAACGAGCUCAACUGAAUUCAGCUUCUCACGCACCACUCCAAUUGUGUCUUCAACCGACAUAACGAGCUCAACUGAAUCCAGCUCCUCAAGCAACACUCCAAUUGUGUCUUCAACCGAAAUAACGAGCUCAACUGAAUUCAGCUCUUCAAGCACCACUCCAAUUGUGUCGUCAACCGACAUAACGAGCUCAACUGAAUCCAGCUCCUCAAGCACCACUCCAAUUGUGUCUUCAACCGACAUAACGAGCUCAACUGAAUUCAGCUCUUCAAGCACCACUCCAAUUGUGUCGUCAACCGACAUAACGAGCUCAACUGAAUCCAGCUCCUCAAGCACCACUCCAAUUGUGUCGUCAACCGACAUAACGAGCUCAACUGAAUUCGAAUUCAGCUCCUCAAGCACCACUCCAAUUGUGUCGUCAACCGACAUAACGAGCUCAACUGAAUUCAGCUUCUCACGCACCACUCCAAUUGUGUCUUCAACCGACAUAACGAGCUCAACUGAAUCCAGCUCCUCAAGCACCACUCCAAUUGUGUCUUCAACCGAAAUAACGAGCUCAACUGAAUUCAGCUCUUCAAGCACCACUCCAAUUGUGUCGUCAACCGACAUAACGAGCUCAACUGAAUUCAGCUCCUCAAGCACCACUCCAAUUGUGUCUUCAACCGACAUAACGAGCUCAACUGAAUUCAGCUCCUCACGCACCACUCCAAUUGUGUCUUCAACCGACAUAACGAGCUCAACUGAAUCCAGCUCCUCAAGCACCACUCCAAUUGUGUCUUCAACCGAAAUAACGAGCUCAACUGAAUUCAGCUCCUCACGCACCACUCCAAUUGUGUCUUCAACCGACAUAACGAGCUCAACUGAAUCCAGCUCCUCAAGCACCACUCCAAUUGUGUCUUCAACCGACAUAACGAGCUCAACUGAAUUCAGCUCUUCAAGCACCACUCCAAUUGUGUCUUCAACCGACAUAACGAGCUCAACUGAAUUCAGCUCCUCACGCACCACUCCAAUUGUGUCUUCAACCGACAUAACGAGCUCAACUGAAUCCAGCUCCUCAAGCACCACUCCAAUUGUGUCUUCAACCGAAAUAACGAGCUCAACUGAAUUCAGCUCCUCACGCACCACUCCAAUUGUGUCUUCAACCGACAUAACGAGCUCAACUGAAUUCAGCUCCUCAAGCACCACUCCAAUUGUGUCUUCAACCGACAUAACGAGCUCAACUGAAUUCAGCUCCUCACGCACCACUCCAAUUGUGUCUUCAACCGACAUAACGAGCUCAACUGAAUCCAGCUCCUCAAGCACCACUCCAAUUGUGUCUUCAACCGAAAUAACGAGCUCAACUGAAUUCAGCUCCUCACGCACCACUCCAAUUGUGUCUUCAACCGACAUAACGAGCUCAACUGAAUCCAGCUCCUCAAGCACCACUCCAAUUGUGUCUUCAACCGACAUAACGAGCUCAACUGAAUUCAGCUCUUCAAGCACCACUCCAAUUGUGUCGUCAACCGACAUAACGAGCUCAACUGAAUUCAGCUCUUCAAGCACCACUCCAAUUGUGUCUUCAACCGACAUAACGAGCUCAACUGAAUCCAGCUCUUCAAGCACCACUCCAAUUGUGUCUUCAACCGACAUAACGAGCUCAACUGAAUUCAGCUCUUCAAGCACCACUCCAAUUGUGUCUUCAACCGACAUAACGAGCUCAACUGAAUCCAGCUCCUCAAGCACCACUCCAAUUGUGUCUUCAACCGACAUAACGAGCUCAACUGAAUCCAGCUCCUCAAGCACCACUCCAAUUGUGUCUUCAACCGACAUAACGAGCUCAACUGAAUUCAGCUCCUCAAGCGCCACUCCAAUUGUGUCUUCAACCGACAUAACGAGCUCAACUGAAUCCAGCUCCUCAAGCACCACUCCAAUUGUGUCGACAACCGACAUUACAAGCUCAACUGAAUUCAGCUCCUCAAGCACCACUCCAAUUGUGUCGUCAACCGACAUAACGAGCUCAACUGAAUUCAGCUCUUCAAGCACCACUCCAAUUGUGUCUUCAACCGACAUAACGAACUAA